GCCGCCUUGUUUUUACGCAGCCCUGUUUUAUGAGGGAAAAUGUAUCGUCUCGGCCAACAAUCUAUCUCCAAGAUCGCCUUCAAUUCCUUUUUAUCCGCUGUGCCACGGGAAAAUUUUCAUUUUACGAGACAAUAUAAUAAAAACUGGUCGAGUAUUGGCUGAUUUUUGAUCAUAUUAUACAUUUUUCUGCACGAAAAUGCCGAGGACUAAGAAGAAGAAAAGCAAGGGGGGCCAGCAUGGAAAUGUGCAGCCUUUCAGUGAUGAGGAUGCCUCCAUUGAGACCCUCAGUCAUUGCAGCAGCUACAGUGACACUGCCAGUGUGGCAGAAGAAGGUGGCGAGGCCAGUGAGGACGCAGCCCUGGAGGAUUUCCAGUACAAACUGAAGGGGUUCAUAGAUAGCACGGUUGACAAGAGUGCGAAGACCAGGCAAGGCGCGUUGGAUGGGCUUAAGACGGCCAUGGCCACACGGAUCCUGUACGAGUUCAUCUCCGAGAGGAGGAUGACCAUCACAGACAGCAUCGAACGCUGCCUCAAGAAAGGAAAAGGAGAGGAGCAGCGAGCAGCAGCUUCUUUGGCCUGCCUGCUGUGUAUCCAGCUGGGAUCAGGCAUCGAGAGCGAGGAGGUGUUCAAGACUCUGAAACCCAUCUUCAAAAACAUCCUGGCAGAUGGAUCUGCCAACAUUCAAGCCAGACAGGCCCUUGCAACAAGUCUGGGCCUCUGUACUUUAGUGGCAGAAGAUGACAUUCUGGACGUGCACGCUACCAUGGAGUGCUUUGAGAACCUGUUCACCCGGUCCUACGCGAGAAUGGAUGGCACCUGUCCUUUGAUCAGUCCCCAGACGAGCCAGCUCCACACCAACGCCCUGCUGUCCUGGGCUCUGCUGCUCACCAUCUGUACUGCCAACCAGCUCAAAGACGUCCUGCGCAAACACCUGCCAAAACUGCCAAGAUUGUUGGAAAGUGAUGACGUCAACAUGAGAAUUGCUGCAGGGGAAACCAUUGCGCUGCUCUUUGAGUUGGCCAGAGACAUGGAUGCUGAGUUUGAGUUUGAUGACUGGGAUGAGCUGUGUGACAAACUGAACGCAUUGGCCACCGACUGUAACAAACACAGAGCAAAGACGGACAAGAGGAAGCAGCGGUCGGUGUUCAGGGACGUACUUAGAGCUGUUGAGGAGAGUGACUUCCAGCCUGAGACCAUUAGAUUCGGCACAGAGCGCAUGAUCAUCGACAGCUGGGUCAGAAAAAGGACAUACGAUGCCUUCAGGGAGUUUGUCGGCUCUGGGAUGAACUACCACCUACAGGCAAAUGAAUUCAUCAGAGACGUUUUUGAACUGGGACCACCGAUGCUGGUUGAUUCAGCCACGAUGAAGGCCAUGAAAAUCUCUCGCUUUGAAAGGCAUCUCCACAACUCUGCUGCAUUCAAGGCUCGGACCAAGGCCAGAAGCAAGUUCAGGGACAAGCGGGUGGACGUGGGAGAAUUUUAACAUCUGUUUCUUUUUCACUUGUAAUACCCUAUUUAUCAUGGUUUCCUGCUUUUUAGCUGAAUUAUUAAGAGGUUUAGUCAAUUUCCUCCUCGCUCAAAAUCUGUUUUUGUGUUUCGGACAUUCACUUUCUUUAGAUUUUAAAAAGGUGGCUAUCACAUUCUCUACUCCUGUAGUGGACCAAAUUCUUUUGACAUCCUUUUUAAAUCUGUAGAAGGUGAACGUGCGAUAAUCAAACAGUAGUUAUUGAGCAUCUAUCCACAUAAGCAGUGGUGUUGUACAUAUAUAGUGUAUAUUUCUUUGCUCCCCAUGUUAAUAAUCAUUGUGGCCUUUUUUUUUCAACAUAAGUUAUAUAUACAUUUGUCAGACUUAAUCCUGCACAUAUGUUUAAUUAGGUCAUAGUAAUGUUAAGAUAUAUUUGUGAUCCAACCCUUUGAUGGAUUUGUAUUUAGUUGCACUACCUAAGUGGGUGACUUCUGUAGAACCUCGGUAAAUAUUGCGUUGUCCUUUUUAAGUAUUGGGUAUUUAAUUGAAAAGAGCAAAAUGGUGAAAUAAACACUAAAGCUGUAAGAGAUGAA
Messenger RNA from Trematomus bernacchii (emerald rockcod), 2058 nucleotides. RefSeq names its product interferon-related developmental regulator 1 (gene ifrd1). Lineage: Eukaryota; Metazoa; Chordata; Actinopteri; Perciformes; Nototheniidae. The record is from RefSeq and is a predicted model, not a curated record. The coding region runs from base 197 to 1483 and encodes 428 amino acids. The transcript is spliced from 12 exons. Gene Ontology annotation, cellular component: nucleus.